CGAAGAUCAGCCUGCGCAGCAGCAGCCCUCCGACGGUCAACUUCAGGUCGAGUCGCAGGGAGUAACUGAGCUUGAAAGUGAGAGCUCUCAGCAGCAGCAGCAGCAGCAACAACAGCAACAACAGCAGCAGCAACAACAGCAGCAACAGCCCAAAGCAAAGUUCUCCUUCUUUGGCUCCCGCUCCACAACGCCUAAACCCAUAUCCCCCCCAUCCGGCACCUCGUCGCCCUCCCCCUCGUCGGCAUCCACUCUCCCCGACUCUGAAUCCACCUCCGGCCAAGCCACCCCCCGUCCUGAUCUGAGCGACAAACGCUUCCCCCAGCUCCAGCACGCCUUCUCCACCGCCGCGACCUCCACCGCCGCCACCCGCGAAGACUCCACCCCGAGCUCGAUGACGACCUCGGCAACGACGUCCACCACGGCCAGCCAACUCUCGUCCGCGUCCGAGCCGUCGUCUUCAUCCUCCUCGUUCUCGGCCUCGACCACCGCGCUCACUAACGACGCCGCCGCCGCGGUAGCCGCGCCAAAGGGCAGACUGACUGUCAAAAUCAUCGAGGCGCGCAACCUGCGCAUAUCCUCGCGCGACGCAUGCCCGUACGUCGUCUGCACGUUCGAGUCGAACGAGUUUAUUUCUCAAGGCCCAAACACCUCCGACGACGUCGACGUCGCGCCCGGCGGCCUCGGUCCCUCGCGCAUCUCGUCGUUUUUCAAACGCACAGACCCGAGCUCCGUGAUUGGCAACGGCGCAACCACGCCGAGCAUCGCAAUCCCGACCAGCAGCAAGUCGCGGCAGUCGUCGACGACGAACCUCGCAGAUCUCAAGAAGAAGAGCAAGAGCACGCUCUCGCUUGCCGCGGCGGCUGCUUCUGCCGCUGCUCCUGCUGCUAAUGGCGGCGCAGAUGCAGAUGCUCGAGCAGGCGCGAACCCGAGCUGGGAGCACGAGGCGGUGUUUGAUGUGCUCGGCGACCACUCCGAGCUCGACGUGAGUAUCUACGACGCGCACGGCGACGACGCGUUUCUAGGCCACGUGAGGAUCCGGCCGAUUCUGCGCAACGAGCAGAUCUUUGACGAGUGGUACACGCUCGAGCCGCGGGUGGUGCCAGGGGAUGUUGUCGGCGGCGAGGUCAGGCUGCAGAUGCUGUAUGAAGCAAUCAGCAAGCGGCACUACGGGCCCGACGACUUUGAGAUUCUGCGGUUGAUUGGGAAGGGCACGUUCGGGCAGGUGUACCAGGUGCGGAAGAAGGACACGGACCGGAUAUAUGCGAUGAAGGUGUUGUCGAAGAAAGUGAUUGUGCAGAAGAAGGAGGUUGCGCACACGAUUGGCGAGCGCAAUAUUCUCGUGCGCACGGCGACGGCGGACUCGCCGUUUAUCGUCGGACUCAAGUUUUCGUUCCAGACCCCGACGGACUUGUACCUGGUGACGGACUACAUGUCUGGCGGCGAGCUGUUUUGGCAUCUGCAGAAGGAAGGCCGGUUUGUAGAGGACCGGGCGAAGUUUUAUAUCGCGGAGCUGAUUGUCGCGUUGGAGCACCUGCAUAACCAUGAUAUCGUGUACCGGGAUCUCAAGCCGGAGAAUAUACUGCUGGACGCGAACGGACAUAUCGCGCUGUGUGAUUUCGGGCUGAGUAAGGCGAACCUCGCGUCGAACGACACGACGAAUACGUUCUGCGGCACGACGGAGUAUCUUGCGCCGGAAGUGUUGCUGGACGAUCAGGGAUACACAAAGAUGGUUGAUUUCUGGUCGCUCGGGGUGUUGAUCUUUGAGAUGUGCUGCGGGUGGUCGCCGUUCUACGCCGAAGACACGCAGCAGAUGUACAAGAACAUUGCGUUCGGCAAGGUGCGGUUCCCGAAAGACGCGUUGUCAGCGGAAGGCAAAGCGUUCGUGAAAGGUUUGUUGAACCGCAACCCGAAACACAGACUCGGCGCGCUCGACGACGCGCGCGAGUUGAAACGACACCCGUUCUUCGCCGACGUCGACUGGGACUUGCUCGUGCAGAAGAAACUGCCGCCGCCGUUCAAGCCCCAUCUGAGCUCGGAGACGGACACGUCGAACUUUGAUCCGGAGUUUACGAACGCGAGCACGAGUGUGUUGCAGGGGUCGCGGUUUAUGCAGGCGGGGACGACGCCGUUGUCGCCUACUUUGCAGGCUAAUUUCCAGGGGUUUACCUUUGUGGAUGAGUCGUCUAUGGACGAGCACUUUAAAGGAUUAAGGCCAACCGCGGAAGAAGAAGAAGACGAGUUCCUAAAUAGCCGGCGCCGCCACCCGCUCGCGCGGCAAGACACAGAAGUCACGCUAAUCUCGUCGCGACAAGACUCGAUGAUUUCGCACAGCACAGCGGGUAGACGGAUGGAGAUCGACGACCUUGACGAGCCAGCGAGUGGGAGUAAUCUCGCGGCGGCGGAACGGAUCCGGGAGAAUUACGAGCACAGCCGGAAGAUCGACGAGGGCGCGGAUAUGUCGCGCGAGGAGGAGAUGGCGGACGCAGAGGACGACGACGGGGCUGCGUAUGUAAACGGGCAGCGCAUCGAUAUAUGAUUGUCUGAUACAGUACAGUACAGUAAUAGUAAUAGUAAUACAGCAACAGAACUAUUAUGUAAGCAAUUA
Molecule: messenger RNA, 2605 nt
Organism: Myxozyma melibiosi
Lineage: Eukaryota; Fungi; Ascomycota; Lipomycetes; Lipomycetales; Lipomycetaceae
Product: putative camp-dependent protein kinase-like protein
Exons: 2
Coding region: 392-2536 (714 amino acids)
Biological process (GO): protein phosphorylation
Cellular component (GO): cytoplasm; nucleus
Molecular function (GO): protein serine/threonine kinase activity; ATP binding
Source: RefSeq, a predicted model, not a curated record